GACCAUUUAUGUAAUUUACACUCAUAUAUAUUAAGAACAAAAAGGACUGCAAGAGGGCAGUAAUUUACAUCCUUCGAUCCUUAUCUCUCCUGCUAAAUCCAAAGCAAUUACACUCCGGCUACCAUGGUUAAAGCAAUCAGAGUUCAUCAGAAUGGUGGUCCUGAGGUGUUGACAUGGGAAGACGUUGAAGUCCCAGAACCAAAAGAAGGAGAAAUCAGGUUGAACCAAAAGGCAAUUGGUCUAAAUUUCUUGGAUGUGUAUAUGCGUCAAGGUCUAUACAAUACGUGUCCACCCUUGCCAUAUAUCCCAGGUAUGGAAGGAGCCGGAGUUGUAACAGCGGUGGGUCCGGGAGUAACCAGCUGCAAAGUUGGAGAUGUUGUGGCUUACGCAAGCUCGAAGGUGGGUGCUUACGCCCAAGAGAGAAUACUUUCGGCAGAUGAAGCUGUUCCUGUUCCUUCAUCCAUUGAUCCCGUUGAAGCAGCUGCCAUCAUUUUCAAGGGACUCACUGCGCAUGUGUUGAUCCAUAAAGGCUUUAAGGUUGAACCUGGGCAUACGAUCCUUGUACACGCAGCGGCAGGUGGAGUCGGAUAUUUGCUCUGUCAAUGGGCAAGUGCGAUCGGAGCCACCGUCAUCGGAACAGUGUCCACCGAGGAGAAGGCUGUGCAAGCGAAAGAAGAUGGAUGCGAGCAUGUGAUUCUUUACAAAGAUGAGGACUUUGUGGAACGUGUGAUGGAGAUAACAUCAGGCAAGGGGGUGGAAGUAGUUUACGAUGGAGUCGGGAAGGACACUUUAAAUGGAUCAUUAGCAUGCUUAAAGAAGCGUGGAUGCAUGGUGCUCUUCGGAGCGGCAUCAGAAUACACAGUUGAUAAUCGCGAGGAGCUGCUUGAAGCUGCUGAAGAUUUGUUUUCUAAUGUUGCAAAAGGAGUGUUGAAGUCUCGUGUCAAGCAUAAAUAUCCUCUCUCUCAAGCAACUCAAGCUCAUGCUGCUAUUGAGAAUCGGGAAACAACUGGUUCGGUUGUGUUGAUUCCUGAGUCCUGA
Messenger RNA from Lactuca saligna, 1038 nucleotides. The record is from the annotation of a GenBank genome assembly. Lineage: Eukaryota; Viridiplantae; Streptophyta; Magnoliopsida; Asterales; Asteraceae.